AUGGCCAAAGCCAUGGCGGUGCGUCAGUCGCAAACCGCGGGACUCGAGGCGUCUGAACAGCAAGCGACUCUGCCGUUGUACGAAACCACGCCACCGCGAACCAUUGCACCGGGGGAGUCACGGAGAAAUCAGUCGUCGCCAACCGCCCUCCAGGAUGGUAGCGGCGAAGGACCAAGAGAGUCGGCGUCGGCGCCAGUACCGGUGCCGGUGCCAGUGCCGGUGCCAGCGCCCGUGUCCGUGUCCGCUUUGCUCUCGCAUCAAGAACCAGACCCUCAGGCUGCUGACGUUGAUUACUGGGUGCCAAUUGUCCAAAAUUCCGGCGAACAUGACCGUGGUUCGAGUAACCAGUACAGUCAAGUACCACCGGCGGGUGAUGACUUUGAUUUCGGUGUAGAAGACACAGGCGAGGGUUUUGCCAACCCCGCAGGCGAUGUUCAAACUCUCCCAACCUUCAACGUCCGGACACCGUCAGCACAGGCAGCCGGGACGGACGGCGCUUCUUCGUCUUCGUUACUACAGUUGGGCAUGCCGUAUCCUUCAUAUCAGCAGCACUCCUUGAAUGAACCACCAGCGUCUCGGGAUGAGAGUAAUCGCCUUCUGACCAGUCGCUUGGGGAAGCUCACGCUGACCGGAGAUGGGAAACUACGGUAUUACGGCGCCACCAGCAACCUUCACCUCAUCCAGAAUCAGUCACUUUCCUUGUUCCAACCCAACAUCCGGACUGUGCGCACCCAUGGCGAUGCUGCGCUCAGCCGAGCGGGUCUGCAAUGGACAGUUGAUGUCGACUAUGAGAGAUACCUGACAAGACUGUUCUUCCUCUGGCAGAAUCCAUCCAACAACGAAGUGACGGAAAAGGUUUACCUCAGUGAGAAGGAAAGCUACGACUCUGGCGACGACACCUGGCUAUAUUCGCCAACGUUGCAAAACGCCAUCUUGUCGGUCGGGGCUUGUUUUAGCUCGAGACCUGCCCCCGGCAUCCAAGGGGUGGCUUCGGAAUUCUUCGCCAGUCGCGCCAUGACGUUGAUUGAGAUUGAAAUGGAUAGCCCGACUCUGGCAACCCUGCAGGCUCUGUCAGUGCUUUCUGCGCAUGAAGCCGCCAGUGGUCGUGACUCGAGAGGAUGGUUAUACUCCGGCAUGGGUGUGCAUUUGAUCAUGGAUCUGGGCCUGCAUCUGGACCUCGAAGUCGACCACAAGCUGCACUUUAUGGAAUCAUCCGUCCAAGCCGUGCAGACGAUAUACAGACAGAUCUUCUGGUCCACCUACUCGGUCAACAUAUUGUGGAGCUCGUACGCCGGCCGACCGUCGGUGAUGAAUAAACUUGGAAAGAUCAUUCGAGAGCCGGCCAUCAUAGAUAUGCCACGAUGGGACUGCCGUGAGGUUGUCCCCGACUUUCCGGAACUGCCACCCGAAAUCGACCACAUUGUCGCCGGCAGUGUGCCUAUAUACUCCUACCGACUGAUCGCCAUCAUGGGAAAGAUUGGAGAUAUCCUAUAUAACGAACAUCCAGAUCGGCUUCCCAGCCUGGAUUCUUUUCUUCAAGGCAUGACCAGCGACCUGCAGCAGUGGCGAGAGUCGUUACCCCCUACCAUGCAGGUGGAUGGUUGUGAGACACAAGACGAGUUGCAGCCGCGGAUAUACCUCCCUUCUGUCUUGCAGCUUCACAUGCAGUACUACCACGUCCUUGUCCUAUUGCAUCGGCCGUUCAUUUCAGGCACCCGAUCCUUCGACCCGGCCGACCACGGCGAGAUAUGCAGGAACUCGGCCUCCGCCAUUUGCAGCCUCUUGGUCAAAUUUCGCCGCCAAUGCAGUUUACGUUACGUCCACCUCACCAUCGUUCACAUCGUGGUCACGGCUGGUCUCAUCCACGCUUACGACAGCUGCAUGCUGUCCGGGCCCAACCAGAAGCAGUCCCAGGACCACCUCCUCACCUGUGUACAUGGUCUAUCCGAAAUGUCUCAGACCUAUAAAAGCGCUACCCGGGGUAUGGAACUGGUCACCACUUUCCGCCGUGACUUGGAAAGUCGCAAGCCCUCGAGGAAAGACCCUAAGCGACCCUGGGCCACUGAGUAUCCUUUCUAG
Messenger RNA from Capronia epimyces CBS 606.96, 2079 nucleotides. RefSeq lists its product as uncharacterized. The transcript is spliced from 6 exons. The coding region runs from base 1 to 2079 and encodes 692 amino acids. Gene Ontology annotation, biological process: DNA-templated transcription. The record is from RefSeq and is a predicted model, not a curated record. Gene Ontology annotation, molecular function: zinc ion binding; DNA binding. Lineage: Eukaryota; Fungi; Ascomycota; Eurotiomycetes; Chaetothyriales; Herpotrichiellaceae.